AAAAUGUUCUAAGUGAAAGCCACAAGUUUCUAUACUCUUUAUUACAUCAGUAGCUUUUUAGUGUAUUUUUCAAGUGAAAACCAGUCUUCAACUGGUACCCUUUAAAACUUCAGGAGCUCCUUCCAGUACCUGAUGGAAUUAGGAUGCCCCAUUCUGUGUGGGGUGUUUUCAGCAAAGGCCCCUGUAUUGGACUCAUGACUGCUAGCAUUUGUUCCAUCCGGAAGACCUAGUUUUACAGGAAUGCCCCCAAAAUUCACUCUUCCAUCCUCUCUGACUCUGCUCAACAGCAGCACUGGAGCCUUGGAGGCUAGGAUGCUGGUUGAUUUUAAGCAACUCUACAAAAUGUGGAUAUAAUCUGGGAAAAGUGAAUCACAGUAGAGGUAUCUUCUCCAUCACAUUGUCCUGAGGGCAAGUCUGAAGCUCAUUUUUUUGUGAUUGAUGUAUAAUUGCCCUGCUAAGUGUAAAAGACAAAAGAGAGAACCCCAAAUGGUCCAGCAUGAUGAAUGGGUAAACAGAGUUUAUCAUAUUGAUACAAUGGACUAGUCUCUAGAGAUGGACAGAGGCAUUGACAGUAUCUUAUGAUAAAAGAAGCUAUUAUUUAAUGACCAAGAAAGGGGAUAUUUCUAUAUUAGAUGACUUCAUUUUUGUUAAAUACGCAAAAUGACCUGGUUGGUGGGGGCAUAGAAAUUUAUCCCAGCACUCAGGAAGCAGAGGCAUGUAGAUUUUCACGAGUUUGAGGCCAGCCUAGUCUACAGAGGUAGAUUCAGGAGAGCCAGAGCUACACACACUCAAACACACACACACACACACACACACACACACACACACACACACACACACACACACAGAGAGAGAGAGAGAGAGAGGGAGAGAGAGAGGGAGAGAGAGAGAGAGAGAGAAAGGGGGUGGGCAGAGACAAACUUUCUUGAAAAUCAACCAAUCACUCACACAAGGAAUCACUUAAACAAACAAAAACCUCAAAAAACCAGACACCAAAAAACCAAUCAAUCUAUCAAACAAUGUCAGAAGCAACAGCAGCAGCAGCAGCAGCAGCAACAACAACAACGACAACAACAACGACGACAACAUCUACACCAAAAACCAACCGAAUGAGACCAAAUGUUAGAUUGGAUUGCAGCCAGUUUACUCCUUAACUCAAAGCAUCCAUGAAACCCAGGCACAUCAUGGGCUAUGGUGUGCUCUACACAUCCUGAUCUUAAGUUCCUAUACUUAAAGUAACACUUCUGUCAUUAAAGAGGGAUAGGCUGAGCUGGUGCCUAACAAGUUGAUAGGGGGUAGGAUCUGGAGGAAUAAAGAGUACCUUCUAAUGGCCACAGAGUUUUCUCAAACUUAAAAUAUUUUUAAAACCAAUAGUAUAAGGGAUGCAUAAUUUAAUGACAUAGUAAGAAUGCACUCCUAGAUUAUAUACUUGAAAAAGAUGAAUUUGCUGCAUAAGUGUAUUACAUACCUGUAAACAUGUUAUUAUUGAAAGAUAAUGCUUCUUUCACAUGUAUGAAUGUUUUGCCUACGUGUCUGUGUGUGCACUAUAUGUAUGUCUGGGCCUGUGAAGAUAUGAGAGUUCUAGAUCGCCUAUAAUUAGAUUUGAAGAUGCCUUUGAGCUUCUUUGUAGGUGUUACUGUAGGUUUCAGGGUUUGAAGCUGACUGAUGUUGAGGAUUACCUUUGCCCUCCAGUAGCAGACAGGUUACCUUCCAGUAUUAUGAACUCUGGUUAGUAGUGUGAAGAGUCUAGUUAGACCCCGGCUCAACCUAUCCCUCCCCCCCCUGUGAUGACAGAAAUGUUAUCUUCAGAAGUCAGUCCUGAACAUCAGAUUGUGUAGAGCAACCAAUAGUCUUGGCACUGGCUUGUGAUGGUCAAGGUUUUCUAUAGGACCCUUUGGGUAAUGACUCAACAGGUUGUCACCCAUUCCUGUUGCUGGAUUUGUAACUUGGUGGCACAAGAUGUCUAAGUGGAGCCUCGUGUCAUGUUAGUUUUUGGCUCCAUAUGUAUUCCAUACAUAUAGGAAGCUAAUAGAGUAGCAGAUUUCCAUUUAAUUUUUUCAAAGGGACUUUAGUGUUUGUUGUCCCUCCCCUUAUUUCCUACUUUACCUAGGCUUGCAUGCCAGGGCUGUGGGUGCCUGGAUAAGAAAAAGAAACUGACCCUCUUCCUUAUCAAGUAUGAAUCUGUAUGCCCAUUCCAACAUGCAGCCAGCAGGUGACCAGGAUACACUGGAGAGAGUGAUCAACUCCAGUCAACAUCAUGUUGAUGAAUAUGAAAGGAGGGUAAAGGGGCUUGAAAAAUGCGAGGGAGGUAGAAGUGUGUACCCUUUGCCUCUACCCAUUUCUCCCGGUUCCCUCUCAUUAACCCCUCCUAUUCUAGCUUUUAUCUCUUCCCAACACUAUACACUCCUUCCUCUUCCUGGGGCGAUAUUCUUCUGCUCCCUAGUUCCCUAGUAGAUAGUCAGGAAUCCUGUGUGGUUAUCCAGAUUGUAGUUCUCAUAUCAGAUACUUAAAACCUAACAUCCUUAACAGCAGACACAUGAAAUGUUUGUUGUUUUGGGUCUGGGUUUGCCAAAUCAGGAUGAUUUUUUUAGGUCCAUCAGGCCAGUCUUAGGGUUACAGAUUGCAAUGGCUGCCCUAACUGCCCUCAGUACUCCCUUUGAAGGCCAUGCAAAUAGAUCUACUUCAGCGUCAACAUUGACAGAGCUUUGAACAAGCACUGAGGGGGCUGGGCUCCUAACAGUGGAGUCUGAGGGGGGCACACAUGGAGCAUAAGCAUAGGGUACAGUCCGUAAGCCAGCUCCAUUGUGAGCUCAGAGCAUGUCACUAUGGUGGUGCCAGUGCAGCUGUGUUACUAGGUGAUGAAGUAUAGUUCAGUUAACCCUGAACGAGCAGGUCUUGCCUACACUUCUUUGGCAAGAAUUGGUGAUUUUAGCAAACUCUUAUCGUAUAAUUUGGGAGGUGGAGAUUAGCUAAAUGGGAGGGAAGAGAGGGUAAGAAGGUCCUGGGCGGCCCUAGCACUCCAUAAUGGAGGAAGAUUUUGAAUAUGAUGCUCUGGCAUUGAAGUUCCCCAGAAGGGGACGCUGGUACACCCGUCUGUGGCGCUCCUGUCCUGGUUUUGGAUGCCUGCAUCAAAAGAAAACGACGAAAUUUCCCCUCUAUCUGAUUGGGUAUGAUCCCGUGGGUCGAUUACAAAGAGCGGCCUGUGUUGGGGACGUGGAGAAAAUUGAAAGUAUGAUCCAUGAGUGUCAUCAUCAUGUGGAUGAAUCUGAUUGGAGGGGCAGGACAUCGCUGCAUUAUGCGAGUGCCCACAACCAUCCAGAUGUAGUGACACUGUUAUUAGAAAAUAAGUCCAACAUUAACAUCCAGGAUGAUGAAGGCUGCACACCGUUGAUUAAGGCUGCGCAGCGGGACAACACACAUUGUGUUUGUGUAUUGCUCAGGCACAAUGCUAAUCCAAAUUUGAUGGAUUACAGUGGGAAUACAGCCUUUCACCAUGCCAUUUCCAGGGGCAGCAUAGCAAUUGUAAAGAUGCUCCUGGAGUACAACGUAGAUAUUGAAGCCAAAACAGAGUAUGGCUUGACACCACUGCAACUUGCAACAUAUGAAAAUCAGACUGAAAUGAUAAACUUCUUAGAAUCAAUGAGUGCAGAUGCACAGGCCGUGCAAGUGUCAAACAGGUACAGUUUCUUCUCUUCUACAAUCUUAGUGCUGUUCUUGAUGGUGAGAAUUGCUUAAGUCAGGAAUAUUAAUAUGAUAUUAAAUGAUUUGAAAAACUCAGAGAAAUAUUUAGAAAGCUUAUUACACACGAAAUAUGAGCUAGAAAAGAGACUGUUCCAACACAACAAAAGAACAGCAGUACCAGGAAUGCUACAUAGCUCAGUAGUUCAGUUCGUGAGUCAUGAACCAAGACAAAGAAUAAGCUAGAUCAGCUGUUGGUCUACUUCAGUAUUUUUUAUUUUGACACAGUUUUUAUAAUUUCUGACCUUAAAAAUGACAGUAUAAGCCAUAUCUUUAGAAUUAUAUGUUACAUAAUCACAGGUAAUAAAUAGUGUUUCCUAAUGAUCUGUUUGAAAUGUCCAAUGCAGUAGAAAACUACCUUUUGCUAGGAGGUGUUCGGUAAACUUUCAUCCCGUAAUUAACUAGCAAUGUUGGUGAUAUUGCAGUCCAAGACAUUUUUGUGUCACAUUUCAGAUGGAGCUUUUAAUGUGGAUAUAUAAAUAGUUCAUUUCCUUCCACAUAUUCUGGUAUUUUAGAAUUAUAAAUCUUCUCCUAGAUUUUGUGAAUGUUUAGCUCUAAAAAAAUUGAUCUUACAAAGCUAUAUUCCCUUCCAUAUGAAAUAAAAUUAUUAUGCUGAAAUUCCCUGUUUAGUACACAUGUUUACCUAAUGUUUAUGUUGAGCCAUUAUUUCCAGACAACAGAUCUGUGCUUUAAGGUGAGCCUUUCUAGAGAGAGCUCACUCUCCUUUCAAAACUUAAUGCUCUUUGAAAUAUUUAAUUUUAUUUUUUCUUAUUCAUUUUACAUCAAACUCACUGACCCUGUCUCAGUCUCCCUAUUCCACAGUCCUUUCCGGUUCCCCUUCCCCUUCACCUCCGAGCAGUCAUGGAUCCCCUAUAUAUCCCCACACCCUGGCACUUCAAGUCUCUGCAAGGGUAGACACUUCCUCUCUCUCCAAGGUCAGACAAGGCAACUCAGCUAGAAGGAGGUAUCCCAUGUAUAAGCAACAGCUUUUUGAUAGGCCCCAUCCCAGUUGACUGGGACCCAUAUGAAAACCUAGCUGCUCUUCUGCUACAUAUGAGUGGGAAGGUGUGAGUCCAGCCCGUGUAUGUUCUGUGGUUGGUGGUUCAGUCUCUGAGAGCCCCAGGCGUCCAGGUUAUUUCACUUUGUUGUUUGUCCUCUGGAGUUCUUAUCUCCUUGCAGACCUGGAAUCUUUCCUCCUAGUGUUCCCUAAGAGUCUACUGCCAUACAUCCCUGAGCAAGGCAAAUAUUCUCUUUAGAGUUUUUAAGAGGGAGGGAGGGAGGAGAGAGAGAGAGAGAGAGAGAGUGAGAGAGAGAGAGAGAGAGAGAGAGAGACAGAGACAGAGAGAGACAGAGAGAGACAGAGAGAGACAGAGAGAGACAGAGAGAGACAGAGAGAGAGACAGAGAGAGACAGAGAGUCAGAGAGAGAGAGAGAGACAGACAGAGAGAGAGAGAGAGAGAGAGAGAGAGAGAGAUUGAUUGACUGAUUGUGUGUAUGCAUGCUUGAGCCUUUUAGUUUGUGUUCUAUUUAAAAGCUAACCAUGCCUCAUGUUUUCUCUUGAGAAAGUCACAAGGAUACCAGUCAACAGUCAUAGUGAAUUGCUGAAAAAUAAAUUCAAAAUUGUUUGACUAGACCUGUAGUUCCAUGAAUUACAUCCCAGACUGUGGGAGGUAGGAGACACACAGACCUUUGUGAGUUAAGUCCAACAUGGUCUAUGGGGUGGGUUUCAGACCAGCAUGGCUACAUAGUGAGAUCCGGUUUCAAAAAACAUUGUUUGUGAACAUCUAAACUAAGAUACAGGGGACUGAAAUAUAAAGGGCUUCAAAUGCUCGCUAAAUGUUUUUCUUAUGAAUAGUGCAAUAACCAUAACUUAUAAAUCUAUG
This is a messenger RNA of Rattus norvegicus (Norway rat), 5621 nucleotides long. RefSeq names its product ankyrin repeat domain-containing protein 7-like. NCBI's taxonomy places the organism in Eukaryota, Metazoa, Chordata, Mammalia, Rodentia, Muridae. The record is from RefSeq and is a predicted model, not a curated record.